AUGAAUUAUUGUUUUAGUUCACAUGAAUUUCGCUUUUUAGAAAAAUCAAAAAAUGAAUUCGAACGAACGAAAUCAGAACGUGAAGCUGAUGAAAACUAUUGGAAUCGCAAAUCUGAAUACACACCAGAAUCAGGUAUUGAAACGCAUAAAAUUACGCAAAAGAAACGCGAACAUGAAUCAAAAGAAGAAAAGUCCGAGCCAAAACCUGUACGGCAAUAUAUUGGGAAUGAUGGUUAUCCACUGAACUGUAAUGAACCUAAAGUCGAUUUUAAAAUGCUUGAAAGUGAUGAUGAUCGACAUGUUAUUCUUGAUGUUGCUGUUUUUCGUCAUGUGGAUACAUCGCUUGUCGAUGUUGAUGUUCAACCGCUUUAUGUUCGAGUUACAAUUAAAGGGAAAAUUCUACAAUUAGUCUUGCCCGAAGAAGUCAAUACAAUACAAUCAGUAGCUGAGCGAUCGAAAAUAUCAGGACAUUUAGUCAUUAAAAUACCUAAAUUAAAACAAUCAAAUAUUAAAAUGGAAACAAAAGCUCGAAUUGAGAAUAAUAAACCUUCUACACAAUCAACUUCUUUCGAACUUGGUAAAGAUCCAUCGGCAACCGUUGAUUACACUCAAAUUGUAAAUCAAAAUAAAAAAAAAUCACAAAAAGAGCGAGAAAAUUCAGCAGAUUUUAUCGAUGAUCUUGAUAUACCUCCAUUAAUCUAA
Messenger RNA from Rotaria socialis, 702 nucleotides. The record is from the annotation of a GenBank genome assembly. Lineage: Eukaryota; Metazoa; Rotifera; Eurotatoria; Philodinida; Philodinidae.